This is a messenger RNA of Macrobrachium nipponense, 413 nucleotides long. Its product is annotated as neuropeptide-like protein 29. The record is from RefSeq and is a predicted model, not a curated record. The coding region runs from base 31 to 360 and encodes 109 amino acids. The transcript has 3 exons. NCBI's taxonomy places the organism in Eukaryota, Metazoa, Arthropoda, Malacostraca, Decapoda, Palaemonidae.
ACUAGCGAAGAGAAACCAACACUUGCCAAGAUGCGCGUAGCCCUCGUAGCCCUUCUGGUCCUAAUGGCUGUGGUCAUGGUAAUGGCCGAUCCUGACCCUGGAUACGGCAAAGGACACGGCCACGGCGGUUACGGCAAAGGACACGGCCACGGCGGUUACGGGAAAGGACACGGUCACGGCGGAUACGGCAAAGGACAUGGCCACGGCGGAUACGGCAAAGGACACGGCCACGGCGGAUACGGCAAAGGACACGGCCACGGCGGAUAUGGCAAAGGACAUGGUCACGGGGGAUACGGCAAAGGACAUGGGCACAAAGGUUACGGCAAAGGGCAUGGGCACGGCGGAUAUGGUUAUCAUUAACUUGUAACUUCCCGUCCCGACUUUUACCUCGAAAAAUAAAUAUCGAAAGAAAA